GGCCAGGAAUUGGCGGCGCCGCUUCAGCCAUUUCCGGUUUCGGGGAGGUGGGUGGGGUGCGGAGCGGGACUUGGUGCUGCCGCUGCUGCCACCGCCUACAGAGCCUGCCUUGUGCCUGGUGCUGCCGGGACGAUGCGGCCGGGGCCUGGAGGCUGCUGCUGUCGUCGCCCAGUGCGGGCGAACGGCUGCGUUGCGAACGGGGAAGUGAGGAACGGGUACGUGAGGAGCAACGCUGCUGUCGCCGCUGCCGCUGCCGCCGGCCAGAUCCAUCAUGUUACACAAAAUGGAGGACUGUAUAAAAGACCAUUUAAUGAAGCUUUUGAAGAAACACCAAUGCUGGUUGCUGUACUUACUUAUGUGGGAUAUGGCGUACUCACCCUCUUUGGAUAUCUCCGUGAUUUUUUGAGGCAUUGGAGAAUUGAAAAGUGUCACUAUGCAACAGAAAGAGAGGAACAAAAGGACUUUGUGUCUUUGUAUCAGGACUUCGAAAACUUCUAUACAAGAAACCUCUACAUGAGGAUUAGGGACAACUGGAAUCGACCAAUCUGCAGUGUGCCUGGAGCCAAAGUGGACAUCAUGGAGAGACAGUCUCAUGACUACAACUGGUCAUUCAAGUACACAGGGAAUAUAAUUAAAGGUGUUAUAAACAUGGGUUCCUACAACUAUCUUGGUUUUGCACGAAAUACUGGAUCAUGCCAAGAAGCAGCUGCCAAAGUCCUCAAGGAGUAUGGAGUUGGAGUAUGCAGCACUCGACAGGAAAUUGGAAACCUGGACAAGCAUGAAGAGCUAGAGAAGCUUGUGGCAAGUUUCUUGGGAGUAGAAGCUGCUAUGACAUAUGGCAUGGGAUUUGCAACCAAUUCAAUGAACAUUCCUGCUCUUGUUGGCAAAGGCUGCCUGAUUCUGAGUGAUGAACUGAACCAUGCAUCACUCGUUCUAGGAGCAAGACUGUCAGGAGCAACCAUUCGAAUCUUCAAACAUAACAAUAUGCAGAGCCUAGAGAAGCUACUGAAAGACGCCAUUGUUUAUGGGCAGCCCCGGACGCGAAGGCCCUGGAAGAAAAUUCUAAUCCUUGUAGAAGGAAUAUAUAGUAUGGAGGGAUCCAUUGUUCGCCUUCCUGAAGUGAUUGCCCUUAAGAAGAAAUACAAAGCAUACUUGUAUCUAGAUGAAGCUCACAGCAUUGGGGCCCUGGGCCCUACAGGUCGAGGUGUGGUAGAUUACUUUGGCCUGGAUCCUGAAGACGUGGACGUCAUGAUGGGAACAUUCACAAAGAGCUUUGGUGCUUCUGGAGGAUACAUUGGGGGCAAGAAGGAGCUGAUCGACUAUCUGCGAACACAUUCUCACAGUGCAGUGUAUGCCACGUCACUGUCGCCACCUGUGGUGGAGCAGAUCAUCACCUCUAUGAAGUGCAUCAUGGGGCUGGAUGGCACCAGCCUUGGCAAAGAGUGUGUGCAGCAGUUAGCUGAGAACACCAGCUAUUUCAGGAGACGCCUGAAAGAGAUGGGUUUCAUCAUCUACGGAAAUGAAGAUUCUCCAGUGGUGCCUUUGAUGCUCUACAUGCCAGCCAAAAUCGGCGCCUUUGGACGGGAGAUGUUGAAGCGGAACAUUGGUGUGGUGGUGGUGGGAUUUCCUGCCACCCCUAUUAUUGAGUCCAGAGCCAGGUUUUGCCUAUCUGCAGCUCAUACCAAAGAAAUACUUGAUACUGCUUUAAAGGAGAUAGAUGAAGUUGGGGACCUGUUGCAGCUGAAGUAUUCCCGCCGUCGGUUGGUACCUCUCCUGGACAGGCCCUUUGAUGAGACUACAUAUGAAGAAACAGAAGACUGAGCCUUUUUGGUGCUCCCUUAAGGAACCUUCCUCCCCCAGGACAGUGUGUGGCCUUUCUGAGCCAGUUCCAGGAACCACACUUCUGUGGCCAUCUCUUGUGAAAGACGUUUCCUCAGCUACUGAAGGUGGCCACCUCCACUUUAAACGGCAUUUUGUAAAUAGUAAAAAACUCCUUCACAUCCUUCCUUUGCUGCAUCUCACCUUUAAAAAGAAAGGUGGCUCACUUUGGUUUUUUUCCAUUAAAA
Orycteropus afer afer is the source of this 2066-nucleotide messenger RNA. RefSeq names its product serine palmitoyltransferase long chain base subunit 2 (gene SPTLC2). Lineage: Eukaryota; Metazoa; Chordata; Mammalia; Tubulidentata; Orycteropodidae. Gene Ontology annotation, biological process: sphingosine biosynthetic process; ceramide biosynthetic process. Gene Ontology annotation, molecular function: pyridoxal phosphate binding; serine C-palmitoyltransferase activity. The record is from RefSeq and is a predicted model, not a curated record. Gene Ontology annotation, cellular component: serine palmitoyltransferase complex.